Glossina fuscipes is the source of this 1959-nucleotide messenger RNA. RefSeq lists its product as uncharacterized. Lineage: Eukaryota; Metazoa; Arthropoda; Insecta; Diptera; Glossinidae. The transcript has 4 exons. The coding region runs from base 725 to 1870 and encodes 381 amino acids. The record is from RefSeq and is a predicted model, not a curated record.
GAAAUUUUGAUUUGAUUUUGUUAAACUAAGAGAAAUUUUAGUUAGUUUAGUUUUGGUUGGAAUACUUGGGUGCAAAAAUAGCAUUACUUCCUUACUUUCGUGUCUUGCAGUUUUCAUGCCUCCAGAAGGGAGCAACCUAACCUUGAUAAUAUAUUGUAGUUUAGUGAAAAUGGCAUACUAACUAAGCUUAGAUUGUUAUUGGAGUGAUAAAUAUAUUUCUCCCUUGAGAGAAAAGUAGAUAAAUCAAUUGCGUAAGACAUUUAAUUAUUGAAGGUUAAGUUAAUUUCUCGAAAGUUAAUAAGAUAAUGAUACGGAACAAAGUGUGAGCAUGGAUCGCCUUGACAAUUAGAAUAGUGAAAUUGGUUAGUACUUUGGUUCUUGUGGUUUAAAAUGUGGUAAUAAUUGUAGCGGCACUUGCUCGGAGAGCAAAACGCUGAAAAUUUGAAUUAGGAUCUAUCCUCCUCAACUCUUGCACUUUGGAACGUUCAAGCUAAGUUGCGGUGAGCUCAGAACUGUCUAAAACUCUGGUUGUCAGCAUUCAGUUCAGUUUAUUGUACUAUGAUCCGAUGCAGGGACUGUAUACGUGAACUGAGAGAACUUAACUAUUUGCGCAUGCCUUCCAGCUUAGAAUUUUCUUUGGCUUCCAAUUAUAUUUAUGAACAGUGAUAUAAAGAAGAUAUCCAGAUUUUAAUAAAAAUCUUUACUCUUUGCAGUUUAAUUGAAGAUGUCGACGCAAUUAGAUAUUCAUUUACGAAAAAUAGAUAAUAAGGUAAGUAUUGAUGACAACGAUCGUAAGCCUUAUACCGACGUAUACAAUAGUAUACGCGAUUUUUUGUUAAAUCGUAUGUCUGAAGCGGAUCCGGUCUUUAAAAGACUAUACAAAGGUUACAAUUUAUUUGGCAGUUACAUGCACAAUGUUCGCCUAGAAAAACCCAGCGAGUUUGAUGUUCUUUUGACAUUAAGAAUGCCAUAUGGAGAGAAGAUGCGCAUAAGACAAGACAACGAUCGACCAGGUUUUAUACAAUUGGAGUUUAACGAUCUGUUAAACGAACUUAAUAACGAUCACAGUCUACGUUACGUACACAGCCAACUUGUUAAGUUAACCCGUGACUCAGCUCGGAAGCUGCUAGAUCGUGGAAAGCUCGGAGAUUGGGUAGCAAGCAUCAUUGAGAAGGUAAUGCCGCGAUCUUUAACAUCGUAUGGCAGAAGUUUAGAUAUAACGUACUCGAAAAGGAGCGUUGCCCAUACUUUGUAUGCAAAAGAUUGUAAAGAUACGGAUUUUUCCAUAUCCAUCGAUUUCGUCGUAACCGUGGAAAUUGAAAAUAUAGAAUGGUUAAAGACCUAUUCCAGUUACUUAGACGACUAUUCCAGUUACUUAAAGCUGUGGUAUGCUGUGCCAAAGCAUUUUAAGAGCGAGAACAAAUCUUUAAGCGACUUCUCUUUUCUGCUUGUGAAUCCGAAAGCCGAGCACGAUCACUUGUUCAAUAAACAAAAUUUAAAAGUCGUGUUUCGCUUGCUGAAAUCUUUGCGUGACCACUUUGAGCUUGAUAGAUUAAAAAGCGUUUUCUUCACUAGCAUGUUUUUGUGGAAAGUGAAAGAAAUGAAAGAAAAUAACCGAGGCCGCUAUUGGGAGCGUUCCGUUGGUGAGCUGUUUCCAGAGAUUUUGAAUGAGUUCACAACGUAUUUCCGUAAACGUGAAUUGAAAUAUUUUUGGAGUCCAUCGCACAAUUUAAUGGGGAUUUUAAGGCCUAAAGAGCUCGAAGAAUAUUCCGGAAAAUUGGAGAAAGUAAAUAAAGCGUUUCAGAGCUUACGUGGUAAACGGAAUUUGACUUAUGACGAUUGCGCCAAAUACUUUGAGAUUCCAUCUUAAGAUCUACGGACUUGAGGCUUUUAGUUUACCCAAAGACUGUCAGCAAAUGGAUAAACUUUCAAUUUUCUUUUGCCUUUUCAUUUACAUUG